AGCUAACAGCAACCCAACGACCAACCUCUAGAACCCGAGCUGGUCUCGUUGUCGUCUGCAGCAGCUUCAUGUAAAAUUGUCAAAUUUCAAGACAGUUUUAUCCAAGAAGCUAACGAACUUUUGACACAGUGGAUUAUUUUUACGCAGAAUUUGCAAGAAAACAAAAACCAAAUUGUGAUUUAUAAAUAAAAAGAAGAAAAAAAAGUUUAAAAACUAACAAAACUGUUAAAUCAGUGCGCGAAAUGUUUAUUAGCAUCCAUAAGGAAUAAGGAUCUAAAACUGUGCAAUAACGUGCAAAAAUCGAAUCCCAACAAAGGAACAAAAACUCCAGUAAAAGUGACAAAGUGUUCAGAAAGAAUUUUAAGAGAGUUCUUUUCAAAAAUUAAUUCGUUCUGUUUCUUGUGUGAAAAAGUUACACACACAAGCAAAGCGAUGACAAGAAAACGUUCGAGUCCGCUGGGACUCGAGGAGCUGAUGUCUCUGGCCAUGCUGCUGUUGGUGCUGCCAGCGUUAACGCAAGCCGCCCCACUGCAGGAAUACACGGAAAUACAACAGUACCCAGAGGGCUGCUACUACAACUAUGCGCAUUACAAUGAAGGUGACCGCAUCAUGACCAAUGAGCCGUGUCUCAACUGCACCUGCCACAAUCGCAUGCUCAUGUGCUAUCUGCGCGUCUGCCCGUUCACCAAGCCCAUUGGUCACGAUUGCAUUGUGGAGAAGCGCGAGGAUCAGUGCUGUCCCAUCAUAACCUGUCCAGAGGUUCCUGUGGACGUGCCUUAUCAUACUCCUGAGCCUGGCACCGAACUGAGCAUACCCGAGAAGUUUGGCUGCAGCAUUGAGGAGAAGUUCUAUCCGGAAGGCGCCCAGGUGCCAUCGAAUCCCAACAAGCCAUGCGAGCUUUGCUACUGCAUUAACAAUCAGACCAAAUGCGUUAUGCAGGAGUGCACCCUACAUGUGGACGGCUGCACACCCAUAUACAACAAAGGCUCUUGUUGUCCCGUGCGCUACAGUUGCGAUCACGAAAAUGAUGUUCUUGAGCUGGAGGAUCAGUCGACGACGACGACCACGGUUCGUCCAACGACUGGCUUUAUUUUAACCUCAACCAUGACACCAGCCGUGUCUACGGAUUGCAUCCACAAUGGCAAGAACUUUGCGGAUGGUGCCUCCAUCAAGGGCAAGAAUGCUUGCGAGCAUUGUUACUGCAUGCGCGGCGAUAUUGUGUGUGCCGUCCAAGAGUGCGAGAUGCCCAUGAGUACGACUAGUGGUAAAGCCUGCCGUGCCAUGCCAGCCGCCGAGGGCGAGUGCUGUCCCAGCAAUUACAUUUGCGAGGAUGACAGUGCCACGACUGAAAUCAUUGAGGUUACUACCCAGGAGGUUAGCCGGGAUGAGGCGACUGUUACCACAGCAACGCCUGUCAAGGAUAUACAUGGUGAAAUACCCAAGGAAGAUGUUGAUCUUCAAGAGCACAUUGAUGAUGAGGAGAAGGAUAAGGAUGUGGCCACAGAGAGUCCAGCAGAGGAAGUCGGCAGCGGCGAGGUUGAUCAAGAGUACACUACGGCUGCUCCUGUGCAUGACGAUAAGAUUAAGGAGAAAGAGCCUGAGACCUCUACUAUCGGUGCUGAUAAUAGAAUUGAUAUACCAGCUGAAUCAUCGCCGGCAACGCCUGUCGAGGAAGGCAGUGGCGAGGAGGAUAUUAUUAAGGCCACUACUCCACGAACACAGGAAGCUGUUAAGCCUGCCGAGCCAACUAAGGAAGGUAGCGGUGAAGAUAAGGUUCCAACUGCUGCUGAGGAAGGUAGCGGUGAAGACGAAGAUAUUACAGCCACGUCUCCAGUGUCUUCUACAGAAACAAGCUAUGAAAGUGAGCAAGAAAUUGUUAAGCCUACAACACCUGUUUCUGAAGUCCGUCCUGAUGAAGAUGGUCAAGAGGCUACUACUUCCAAAGUGCAGAUUAGCGAGGAGGAGGAUGCCGCCAAGGGUACAACUCCAGCUGGAGAUUUUGGCGACAAGGAAGAUGUCAGUAAGAUUACAACUCCAGCUUCAGAGGUUAUCGUUCAGGAAGAUGUUGCCGAAGGUACAACACCAGCUGAAGACAUUAGCGAUAAGGAAGAUGCCGCCAAGGGUACAACUCCAGCUGGAGAUUUUGGCGACAAGGAAGAUGUCAGUAAGAGUACAACUCCAGCUUCAGAGGUUAGCGUUCAGGAAGAUGUUGCCGAAGGUACAACACCAGCUGAAGACAUUAGCAAAAAGCAAGAUGUUGCCAAGGCUACAACUCCAGCUACAGAUGUUAGUGAUAAGCAAGAUGUUGCCAAGGAUACGACUCCAGCUACAGAGGAGGAAGAUACUAGUAAGGCGACAACUCCAGCCAAGGAAGUCAGUGGUGAGGAAGAUAUUGUCAAGGAUACAACUCCUGCUGGAGAAGAAAGUCUUGAUGAGGAUACUAGUAAGCCGAGCGUUUCUGCCGGAGAUGAAAUUGCUGAAGAAGAUACUGUUAAGGCUACAACUCCUGCUGCAGAUAUUAGCGAUGACAAGGAUAUUGUUAAGGCUACAACUUCUGCUGCAGUUGUUAGUGAUGACAAAGAGGACAAGGCGACAACUUCUGCUACAGAUACUAGUGAUGAAAAGGAUAUUGACAAGGCCACGACUGUUUCUGCAGAUAUUAGUGCUGACAAGGAACAAAAGCCAACAACUCCUGCUACAGAUGUUAGUGGUGAGGAAGAUACUGUUAAAGCGACUACUCCAGCCAAGGAAGUCAGUGGUGAGGAGGAUAUUGCCAAGGCUACAACUCCUGCUGCAGAUGUUAGUGAUGACCAGGAAAAUACGGCGACAACUGCUGUCGCAGAAGAUAAGGAUAUUGUUAAAGUUACAACUCCUACUCAAGACGUCCGUGCAGAAGAUGAAAUUGUCAAGGGUACAACUCCUGCUGAAGAAGAACCAGUUGAUAGAGAUACUGAGAAAGCUACAACUCCUGCUGGAGAGGUUGGUGGUGAAGAGGAUAUUGUCCAGGCCACGACUCCUGCGGAUCAAGCUAGCACUCAGAAAGACAAGGAGGCUGUUAAGCCCAUCGAAGGAGCCAGCGAUGACGAAGGAAUCAUUUCAAGCACAACGUCCCCUGAGGAUACCAGCGUCGAAGAGGAUAAGAUUAAGGCUUCUACUCCUGCCAUUGAGACAAUCAAGUCUACCACACCAAAAACUGAAGAGGAUCAGACUGAAGCAGCUGAAAGCUCUACCGACAAAGAUGCCGCCAAAGAAGAAGACGAAAUUGUACCGGCAACAACAGCGGCUCCUCAUAUUCUUUCCUCCACUACUGAAGGCAUCAGUGAUCAAGAUAGUACAGAAAGCACAUCAGAAGAAGAGAAGCCUGUCGUACACAGUACAACAAUUGCGCCCAAGCAACCGGAGGACAAGGAAGAACAACCGAUCACAGUGUCCUCAGUUGAAAGUGAUGAGAAGGAAGCAGAGGAAGCAGAGGAUCACACUGAGCAAACCAAAAAAGAUGAGAAAGAGACAUCAACUGAAGAGACUGAUAAAUUCACAACUGUCAAAGCAGAAAUGGACAUUCUGUCAUCUACCAGUGCACCACUUGAUAAGCAGCCUUCAGAGCAGCCCAGUAUUGCCACCGACAAGGAUAAGGAUGAAGACCAAACUACUCAAGCAGUGCCUGUCAAGUCAGAUAUUGCUCCUGCUGUCAUUGAAGCUGAUCAAAGUACUGCCAGACCAGACAAAAGCGAGGAAGGCACAACUGAUAAGCCGCCAGCAGUUUAUCUGCCUCCUGUUUCAGAAGGUACUGACUCUACGGAGAGAAUUGACACCAGCACCGAAAUCCCAGAAUCAAGUGAAGAAGAUAUUACUGCAUCUACGUCAGAGGAGGAAUCGCCUGAACCAGCCAAGGUUACACCUGAAAAAACAGGCGCCGCGGAUGAAUUCGCUGCAGAGAAAACUACAUUGGCACCCACUAGGGAUGAGGAGACCACAGCAGCAUCCAUGCCUGACAUGCAGCUGCCAGCUGCUAUACCAGGAGAAGGCGACUGCUUGGUCGAAGGCAAAACCUAUGCCAACAAUACCGAUGUGCCAGCAACAACUCCUUGCGAUGUAUCGUGCAAAUGCAUUAGCAGCAUUGUGUCCUGUAAGUCAAUGGAAUGCAAAAUUCCCGACGAUCGUGAGAACUGUGUUCUGGCUACCGAUCUGCUUGACGGCUGCUGCCCAACUUAUAUUUGUGAAGCUGAUUCCUCAACAGCGAAGGCCGAUGAAAGUACUGAUGAGAGCAAGUCAACAACUAUCAAGCCUGAAUCAAGCACAAAGCCUGCUGAUAGAGUUGAUGAUGAACUGGAGUCUACUAGCACUCAACAAAUACCACAGGAUGUCAUUAUGCCUUCUGGCAUUACUGAGCAGCCAUUAUCACACGUUAAGCCCGAUGAAGAAAUCCCAUCCGUUACCACAACUAUUCCCGUAGUAGAUGAAGUCACAACGCCUAAAGAUAUCAAGAAGCCGAUAGCUGAAGAACUUCCUACUGAAGAAGAAGCAGAUAUAAUUGUAGGUGCUACUGCCGCUCCUGAAAUCAUAAAAGAAGUUCAGACGCCUGCCGAGAAAGACCACACACCGGAAGAUGGCGCUCAUAAGCAAACUGCAGAACCAACAACUGAGGAAACUGGCAAGCAGCCAGCACAGGAACCAACUACAACACCCGCUUCCACUACAGAUGAGUCCAAAAAGGAGACCGAAGAUACUACGGACACUACGACCAUUGCUCCUAUUGAAUUGGACGAAGAGAAACCAACUAAAGAGGAGAAGCCCGCUGACGAAAGGGUGGAAGUCCCAGAAGGCGCAAUCGAAGACAAGAUUUCUGCAACUACCAUUGCUCCUACAUCUGAGGAAGCAUCCACAGAAUCUGAGGAAGAGCCCUCAUCUACUGAGGCGCAUGUCGCUGAUGUUGAUAAGAGACCAGUUGAGGAUGCUGAAAAGAUCCCCGCAUCGUCGAUUGCCACACCAUCUGAAGCUGAGAAAGUCACAACAUUGGUUCCACCUACUGAUGCUUCUAAGCCUUCUGAAAGCACUGAAGACAGCGUUUCUGCGACAACUCUUCGCCCUGAAACUGAAGAAGAUCAAGACACUAAGAAACUGCAUAUUCCAUUGCCAACUACAGAGAUACCAGCUGAGUCGGAGGAAGAUGCAAAGAAACCUGCCGAUGAAGAAACAAGUACUGAGGCUGAUAUUGACAAGAAACCAGCCCAGGAAUCGCAAAUUACAACCAAGGCUCCGAAAACGGAAGAAGAUAAAGGAACAUCUGAUGAUAUAUCCACUUCUGCUCCAGCUGAUAGCAAGGAUCAAGAUGAAACUACUGGCUCUCCCAUUACAGAUGAUGAAGAAGAGGUUUCGAGCACAGAAAAGGCUGAACAUGAAGAGAAAGAUGUCGAGAAAGAAACUACUGUUGCGCCAUCCACCGAAGACGAAGUCUCUAAGGUUACCAAGCUUCCUGAAGAUGAAUCCGAAUCAGUCCCAACAACAACCAUUGGUUCAGCAGCACAGGCAGAUGAGAAGAAACCAAUCGAAAAAGAAACUCCAGCAAUCGCAACCGUUGAGGAUGAAAUUAAGCCCGAGGCGAAGCCUUCAGUUACUGUGGCCCCAACUGAUGCAGACAAGGAAGAGUCUACAGAGCCAUCUGUCACUAUCUCACCAACUAGGGAUACAUCUGGUCCUACUUCCAUCAGCCCUGCACCUGAGAAACCAACAGAAGACAAAUUUGACGAGGAAACUGUUUCAACUGACGCUCCUGUUAUUGAUGUUUCUAAGAAACCGGAAGAUGAGAAGAUUCCAUUCGUACCUUCGUCUACUGAGAAAGACCUGGAACCAUCAAUCCAAACAUCUACACCAUCAGAUAAGAAGACUCAAGACGACCAAAUUGACAUUGCUACAGAUGUUGUUCCCACUGAUGAAGAUGAAAAGCCAUCAACAGAGUCUUCAAGUGAAGAGGAUGAGCAAACGGCGCAUACUACAGAUAAGCCACAAGCUCCAGGGGAUACAAUUACAUCUUCAACGUCUGCACCAUCCACCCAAGAUGAAGAACAUAAGGUGCCAGAUCAUGAUGCCGAAGAAGAUGCCAUCACAACUGCAGCUCCCUCCAUCCAAGAUGACACAAAGAAGGCAUCCGAAGAAGAAUACACUUCGACACCUUUGGAGAUUGAUGUGGAUACAAAGCUUAUUACUACCAUUGCUCCAAGCACUGCAGACAAAGAAGCAGAGGAGCCAUCUAGCGAAACUACAUCUACCCAACGACCGACCACAAAGGGAGAGCAGGAAACACCAGAGGACAAAAUUGAUGCUACCACUGUUGCUCCUAGUUCCGAAGAUGAAGCAAGACCGUCAGACAAGCCAAUUGACAUAGAAAUUCCUGUGGAGUCGACUGAUGCACCAUUGGGAGCUGCAUCUACAGAAUCUGUUGAAUUACCCGAAGAUAAAAUUUCUUCAACAACUGCGCAUUCUCAGCCCGAAAAGGCCACCGAAACAGCCACAAAGAUUCCAGCCGUUGUUGAUUUUGAAGAAUUGGACAAAUACACCACAGUUGCGACUUCUCUUGAAGAAGAACCUUCUAAGCCAUUCGAUGAAGAGUCAACCUCUUCUGAUGAAGAGGCAGACACCCACUCUAAAACCACCAUUGCGCCACAGGUUUCCGACAAAAAGAAAUUACCACCAUUGCCUACACCUCCAUCAACAAGUAAGCCAGAAGAGGACAUCAAGAAGCCAGUUACUUCUGAAAGCGAAAUGGAGCAGGAGACUGACCUCACCACUCAGCCUCCAUCUUCUGUGGAAAAAGACGAACAUAUUUCCAAUGAGGUACUUCCGACAGCAACGCCUGCUGACGGUAAAUCAGAUUCAACAACGAUUGCACCAGCCGAAGAGGAUAUUGUUAAGAAACCAACUGAUGAUGAAGUUCAACCUAAGCCAGAAGAUAGCUACACCACAGUUCCUCCAUCUGCCGGCAGCGAAGAGCCAUCCGAGAAGGAACCAUCCCCAACCCCAGCUCCAGCAAAGGAUGAGCUCGAAGAAGGUGAAGAAAUUGACUCUACAACCGAGCGUCCAGCUGAAGAAACAGAGAAACAGCCUAUCGAUAAGAUUGCCUCCACUGUUUCUCCUUCUGAAGUGGAAAGCGAGCACCCAACUACAGCCGCUGCGGUUUCUAUCAAGGCAGACGCUACUACGCCGGCUGCUGAUGACAAGAUUGAUGUCAGUACGGCUUCACCUGCGGUUGCUGAAGAUGAUGAUACAGAGGGUACCACAGUGCGAACACCUAGUGAACAGGGCACCAUUGAGGACACAACAACACCCAAGACCGAUGAGGAAAAAGAACCCGCUCGUGUUUCUACUACGCCUAAAACUCAAAUUGCAGCUGACACUACGCUCACUCCAAUUCAUGUUCCUGAUGCUGAAGAAAUCGACACGAAGCCAAUGGAAGAUGUCAUGUCACAAACUAUUGCUCCUCAAACUGAUGAAGAAAAAAUUGAGGAUGACGGAUCUGCCACAACUUCUGCUGAAGAUGCUGACAAGACUCCAGUUACAGUUGCUCCUGCUUCUCAUGAUGUUGAAGCAACCAGCGAAGUUAGCAAGAAGCCAUCUGCAACAGAAGAUGUGGGUGAGGAAACUACUGAGCCAGGUGCUGUCAUACACGAAGACACCACAGAUCAAGUUGCUGGUGCCAAGCUGAAGCCACCAACACCAGCGCCGACAACAGACGAAAUCCCCACUAAGGCACCUGUGGAGGAAGAUGAAUUUGUGGCACAGACUGCGCAAACAGAUCUCGAGAAGGAGACCCCAAUUAAAUUAACUGAGGCUCCAGAGUCUGACGAUCAUACUGAUAAGCCAUCCGACACAGAAAAGUCUACCGUGCCACCAACUGUUAAACCAAGCUUAGAUUCUACCGAGGAGGAUGAAGAGUCGGUUGAGUCGGAGGAGGGGCAUACCCCUGCAUCAGAGGAUACGCAUAAGCAAGAAGAAAGUGCUGAAUCCACCGAAUCUGAGGAGGGCGUUACUGAGCCAGCUGAAAAGAAACCUGGACACGACGAGGCCGAAGUCCCAGCUGUAGUCUCAGAGAUACCACACACAUCAGCUGCACCUGCUGCUCAUGAUGAAGCAUCGACGGAGGCAUCCAGCGAAGAAACAGCUACCGUACACCCAGAUAUUGCCAGUAUUACAACGCUCCAUCCACUGUUCGCACAGCACCUUACCAGCACUACAAAGGCCCCAUCCAUCGACGAUAGACUGGGAGAUGGAGAAACUGAAGCAGCACCAACCAAGCAGACCACUGAGACAACGACAACAGAAUCUCCGCUCACAACAACCUCAACAUCCAGCCCACAACACGAACCCAUUACACCGCCUACCUAUGGUCACCAGCCCCAGUACCCAUCUUAUCCCGAGGACGAAUACGACGAAGAGGAGGUAUUUGGCCCAGGUACCUGCCGCUAUGCUGGCAAAAUCUACGUGUCUGCUCAGCAAAUCCCACGCGACGAUCCUUGCGAUUUCUGCUUCUGCUUCAGAAGCGACAUCAUCUGCUUGCAGCAAUCUUGCCCGCCUCCAAUUGCUGGCUGUCAUGAGGAGCCAAUUUCUGGCUUCUGUUGUCCCCGAUACGAGUGUCCCGUGUCCAUGGCCGCUGUGCUCAAUAUAACGACAAGUACGACAACCACAAGCACCACACUGCCACCGCAUUUCCUGAACUACUCCCACGGCGAUGCUGUGCAACACACUGGCUGUCUCAUUAACGGCCGUUCGUAUAAGGUGGGCGAACCUAUCGAAUCGACGAGUGGUCCCUGCAUCAGCUGCACUUGUGGUGGCGAUGGCAAGAUGAAAUGCGACCCACAGCAAUGCGUUCCGGAGCCAACAAUGCAGCAAGUGAUGGCUGCUGUUGCGUCUGGGCGUAAAAGAUGAACCACCAGCCAUGCAUACUAAAUAUAAUUUUAACUAAUUUUUAAGCACAGCAAACAAACAAUCACAAAACAGAUAAACAAACAGCCCAAAUUGCACCCACAGAGCUGCAUUCCUCACGUUUUUUGAAGGAGCAAGAACAAUUUUAAAAAAAAAAUAUCGACUCAGAAAUAGACACAGAAACAGAAGAUAUAAAAAAAAAAAAAAAAAAAACAAAAAAAACGAAGGUGCCAAAACUGGUGAAAUUAUUGCGACCCACUUAAUUAGAUCCAAAUAAUAUCAGAUCGAACGGAAUGAAAAUUUGUAAACCUUGAUUUGCCGAUAGAUAUUCGCACUUUUUCAAUUGAUUUUCAAUUUGUUUCGGAUUAGGUUACGUGACGAAGCAACCAGUGAUAUUGUACUGUAUACAUAGUAUAGGUGCAAUUAAUUUAGAACGCGCUCACUAAAAAUGAAUUACUUAUGUAUUUGAAACAACCCCAUAUAACAGACCAUAGCAGCGUACGAUGCGCCUUGUAAAGUCGUUCAUUGUGGGACCCUAGAAAAUGCGAUCGCUUUCAGGAGACUCAAACCUAACCCGACAUUUUGGUUGCACAAUCAAUGACUUUACGAAGCCCCAACGAUUGACUAUGGAAAAGCCGUUUCUUUUUGUUUGUUUUAAUAGCAAUACUUUUCUUCAAUGCGCUUUUAUAGUAUUUUAGUCAUCUUAUUUUAAACAUUAUUAUUUUUUGUGUAUUAUUGUUGCUUCUAGUCUUCUUUUGUUGUAAGAGCAACGAAAUCCGCCUAACACACGCGCAAAAUGAGAUCAAAUCAGAUCAGUUCAAUUGAGUUGAGAUAUUGAUAUCUUCUAUCAACUUUCCCAAGCUUUUAUACUUUUAUAUACAAUAUGUGUAAAAUGAAGAAACGAACGAAACUAGUUUUUAUAGCAAUUUUACAAGCGAACCACGAAUUGCAUAGUUUUUAACGGAUUGAAUUUAAAGUUUAUGUCAUUGCAUUUGCGCCACCCACGCACAAAUCCAUCUGUGGUAGGAAAGAAAAGUAAUUUAACUAGAGAGUUUUUUAAAGUCAACUGACAACGGAAACUAAACAAGCAAUCGAAACCACUGUAGGCUAUUGCUAUUGCUCGACUGAUUGAAAAGUGCACAAAAACAGUAGAUAUUGAAGUAGUCAAUAAUUUUGUAUAUUUUUUUUAAGAUUUCAGCAUACCGAUUUGGUAUUAACACAAACCCUGUAACAUCAAUAUACAUACAUACAUAUGUCAGAAAUUUCAAUCGCUUGAGCUUUAGAGGUACGCUGAAAAUUCGAAGCGUUAUUAAAACACAAUAAAUAUGAACAACAAUUAGAUUUAUAUAAUCUCUAAAUAUAGUUACAGUUUUUAAGUAUUUAACUAUAAAAAUAAAUAAAUAAAUUUUAAUGUAGAACUUAUUUAUUUUAUAUGUCUUUUAAGAACAGCUCUUGUGUUUCCGUAAUUAUCGUAAUUUAUAUGCAAGCUUUCUUUGUAAUCUUAUAA
Molecule: messenger RNA, 10423 nt
Organism: Drosophila novamexicana
Lineage: Eukaryota; Metazoa; Arthropoda; Insecta; Diptera; Drosophilidae
Product: serine-rich adhesin for platelets
Exons: 7
Coding region: 433-8919 (2828 amino acids)
Molecular function (GO): protein binding
Source: RefSeq, a predicted model, not a curated record